CUCCCUCGUGCAGUGGCUGCAAGCUCGCGCAUUUUCCGUUAACAGUGUCGGUUGUGCGUGAACGUUCACGCGCAUGCCCAUGCCUCCCCCGACAACUUCCCACACACGCACAUACACACACACACACGUUUGAAUCUGACUUGCCCCCCGCGUGUGUCGUCAGUGCGCCUGCUCGAGUUGUCGGUCAAGCUUCAACUCAGGCGGUUGGGAGCGAGUGUUCCCCUUCUCCCCUCCCCCUCCAACUUUCGCGUCACCAUGGCUGUACAGCAAUGUGGGACGUGAAUUUAAAAACAAGGGUCUGCAUUCCCCCAACCCCCAGCCUCUUGCCACCACUGCUACCGUCCCUCUUCUGUUCUUCCUUCCUCUGUCUUUUUUUUUCUCUUUUCUCAUCUCGUAGAUGGUUUCAAGUGGACUUCCGGCUGACUUUUCAAAUAUGAAGGAGAUGAUUGGCGGCUGUUGCGUUUGCUCAGACGAGAGAGGCUGGGCUGAAAACCCCCUCGUUUACUGUGACGGACACGGUUGUAAUGUAGCCGUUCAUCAAGCAUGUUACGGCAUUGUGCAAGUACCCACUGGACCGUGGUUUUGUAGAAAAUGUGAAUCGCAGGAGAGAGCCGCUCGAGUGAAAUGUGAACUUUGUCCUCAUAAGGAUGGCGCUCUCAAGAGGACCGACAACGGAG
Rhincodon typus (whale shark) is the source of this 677-nucleotide messenger RNA. RefSeq names its product protein AF-10-like. Gene Ontology annotation, biological process: regulation of transcription by RNA polymerase II. The annotation marks the transcript as partial. Gene Ontology annotation, cellular component: nucleus. NCBI's taxonomy places the organism in Eukaryota, Metazoa, Chordata, Chondrichthyes, Orectolobiformes, Rhincodontidae. Gene Ontology annotation, molecular function: histone binding; nucleosome binding. The record is from RefSeq and is a predicted model, not a curated record. The transcript has 3 exons.